This is a messenger RNA of Loxodonta africana (African savanna elephant), 4901 nucleotides long. It is a transcript of the gene SPMIP11, whose product is annotated as sperm microtubule inner protein 11. The transcript is spliced from 3 exons. Lineage: Eukaryota; Metazoa; Chordata; Mammalia; Proboscidea; Elephantidae. The record is from RefSeq and is a predicted model, not a curated record. Bases 4289 to 4768 code for a protein of 159 amino acids.
UUCUUCCUCUCUCCCUCCAUAGUGCUUCAACCAGAAGGCAGCGGCGGAGGCUGCAAGCACUUCCCAGUGUCACCUAAGGGGCGACACACAUCCGCUGUGCGGAGGCAACUGCGACGUGACGAACUUCCGCUAAGGGUCGAAUGCUAGGUUGUGACACGCUUCCGCCCGUAAGGUGAUGGUCAAAGGGAUUACUUCCGGAAUGGACCUCGCGACACCCUGUAGCCGAGUUAACAGCCAGUAGGCGACCAGGAAAGACCUCGGGUCUGGGACGCAGGCACCAAUCAUGUGACCCUCAGAGGUAGGGUGGGGUUAGGAGUUCUUGCUCAAAAUCACGCCUCUUCCCGCGAUUACUAGGCUAAGUGUUCGCGCCCCGGGCGAGGGGGCGAGGCAACAGUCGUGGCGGGAUCGGGUGCUCAAUCUCUCACCUCGCCUCGGCUCUUUCGAGAAUUUCCUUGGGGCAGGAGGAGACGAUAAAAUGGAACAAGCAGAGAAAAAAAGUGACUAGGUGAGACCGUCAGAAACUGAAAAGAGCAAUAAAAGCGAGUGGCCCUAUCAUAUCUCGAAGCAUAAAGCAACCAGAAGGCUCUUAAAUUGUUAGCAAUGUAAAGUAGUUAUAGUCUGUUUGAAAAGCCACUUUGCGGUCUGUAUCCAAAGCCAUGAAAAUAUUCCUAUGCUUUAUCACAGUGAUCCAAUGUAAAGGAAGAAAGUGAAAUUAAUUGCCGGCAUUAAUUUAGUGAUUACCAUGUGCCCGGCACAAUACUUGAUCUUAAAUGAGUUUGAGUCUCGUUUAAUUUUUUGGCACAACACCUGGAGAUGGUAAUAUUUUAAUCCCUGUUUUAAAAACGGGUGGUGCUCCUGGGAAGCUUCCACCAGCACCAUUCACAAGCAAAAUUUGUAAGUUCCUCUCCUGUUUUCUGCCCUCUGCCAAGAUGUGUCAGUGCUUCAACACUGGAUAGUUGUUUAAUUCUGGCUAAGAUACUUAACAUUUCAGUGCCGCUUCUGGAUCACUGGUGACGCAGCGGUUAAGCGCUCGGCCUUAACCAAAAGGCCAGUAAUUCAAGUAUACCAGCCGCGCCUCAGAAAUCCUAAGGGGCAGCUCUACUCUGUCCUGUAGGCUCGCUGUGAGUCGGAAUGACUCCAUGGCAACGGGUUGUAGUGAUGCCUUUUCUAUAAAAUGGAAAUGAUAAUAAUAGUACCUACGUCUUAGGAUGUGAGAAGAAUUAAAUGAAGAUUUAACGUGUUAAAAAGCACUUGUAAUGAUACCUGGCACACAGAAAAAUUCAGUAGAUGUGAUUAUUAUUAUUGUAGUAUUUACUAUACUGUAUUGACAUUAUUUGAGAGAAGGAUCAUGCCACGUUCGUUUGCAUCCAGCACUAUCUGGUACAGGCCUGGCCCUCCUACAUAGUCAAAUAUAUGUCAAAUAAAUGCUCACGACACCCUACAAUAAAGAAACUGACAGUGGGGGAUAUUAAGUAGUUUGCGCUAUCCGUUGUUAUUUCCAUACUGGCAAACUGACUCUUGUACUCUUGCUUUUACAAUAAUUUGGGUUUUGUCAUUUCUCUACUUGGCUGCUCUUACUCAGCCUGUUUAAUUCUAAUUCAUUCUCAGAAGUAUUUUCUUCCAUUUUAGACCCUACACACACACCAUAUGCUGCUUUCAAUUAGUAUUAACUCCAUUUUACAAAAACCAAACCCAGUGCCGUCGAGUCGAUUCCAACUCAUAGCGACCCUGUAGGACAGAGUAGAACUGCCCCAUAGGGUUUCCAAGGAGCGCCUGGCGGAUUUGAAUUGCCGACCCUUUGGUUAGCAGCCAUAGCACUUAACCACUAUACCACCAGGGUUCCCGUUUUACGUCAGAAAAAUUGAAGUUCAGGAAGAUUUAAAUUACUUAAUUCGGGUUGUAAUAUAAAAAAGCUUAUGAUUUUAAGCCUCCUCCAUCACAGGCAUUUUUCUUUUUAAUAAAAUAAACACUUUUUCACUUGUGUAGUCAUGUAUGUUGUCUUUUAAACAAUCAAAACUAUCCCUCUCAGAUCCCUCUUGCUUAAUUUUCUGACCUGUGUUUGGUUCUCCACCUAAUCUCUUGGAUUGAUGACUCCAUUUUGAAUGUGCCGCUCUUCCAAGAAAAAAUGUGCUGGUAUCUCUCAGGCAUCAGGCAAUGUGGCUGCUAAUCAGUGGCUACCCAGCCUUACAGAAGAGGGGACCUAUACAAAUCAGAGAAAGCAAGUGUUUUCUGACUGAAGAUAUAUUUAUUUGAAAGUAGGAAGCAGUGGUAGCAUAAUUUCUAAGGAGAUGGGUUUUUUGAGUCAGGCCUGGAUUCAAAUCUCAGCUCUUUGAACUAGUUGUAUGAUCUUAAAUGUCAUCUUUGCAUAUUAACAGAACACCAUGGCACGUAGUAGUUGGUGUUCGAUACGUGUUUAUAUCAAAUGAAUAUUAGGCUUCAAAUCAAUUUGCCCUAUAAGAAGAAUUAAACCAAAAAAACCCAGUGCUGUUGAGUCAAUUCCAACUCAUAGCGACCCUAUAGGACAGAGUAGAACUGCUUCAUAGAGUUUCCAAAGAGCGCCUGGCGGAUUCGGACUGCCGACCCUUUGGUUAGGAGCCGUAGCACUUCACCACUACGCCACCAGGGUCUCCAAAAGAACAAUUAAGCCAGAGGAAUGUUCCUCUUUAAAAAAAUAUUAAGACUCUGUUUCCUGGAAAUCAUACCUACAGGGCUACUCUUCUACUUACUGGGCUAAUUUGCUCUGGAUAUAGGAUUAUACCAUAUUUUGUAGUUCUCAUUUUCGACUGUGCUUAUAAAUGCCAACUUUUUCAGUCAUGCCAAACAUUACCGUUUACAACUGUUAAAAUAGUUUAUUGCCAACAUUCCUGUAGUCUCCAACUUAAAAUAGGAAGAGAUGGUGUGCCACUACACAGCUCUUUCCAACUCCACUUUUGAUGAGGUCAGCCGUGGUAUUUGUGUGAGUAAAUGAUUAACAACCAGCUGUCCAGAAUAUGUGUAUGUAUGUGUAUAUAAGUUGUAAAUUUUACUGACAUAAAGGAUGUAUAGCACACAAUGUAUUUAAAAUAAUAAUAAGAAAUACAAUAUUCUUCAUUGUAAAUUUCUUAUAGCCAACUGAUUGUCACAAAAUACAUUCACUGACUUUUGCCAAACUCUUAAAUCAGUAGCCAACCUGUGGUUGCAAUUGCCAGAGUGUAGCUUUGAAUGUUGGUUGAUAUUUUCACUUGAAUUAAUCAUGAGAUCAAAGUGAAACAAUGAAAAUUUAUAUCAGAACUUCACUCAUUUGUGAGUGACUUGAGAAACUUAUUUGAAUUAGAUAAUGGUUUUUGAAUACUGAAAGAAUUUUGCUUGAUUUUUUUUUCGCUGUUGACAAUGUAAUGAUUAUAGAUAUGACAUACUUUUAAAUUUAAUCUGCAGUAUUAACAUUUUCUCUAUCACUUAAGCCUAGACAAUGGCAGUCAACAGAACAAAUCGAGCUCUUGUUUAUAGCAUUUGCCAAUUUCUGUGGUGUAAAUUCUACUGUGGCUGAUUUCAAGCUAUCAAUGUGACAUCACUGAUCAUGGAGUUGGGAAGACAUGUGCAUACCAUUAUUUAGUAUUUCCUUCAUACGGGCACAAAAGAUGUAAAUAACCUCAUGAGCAUAGAAAAUAGUAAAAUAUAGUGUAAUAAUUAGGGCAAGAUGAGUUAGGAAUAUUUUUCACCUUCGUUUUUAGUAUAGCUUAUUCAGUUGUAGGAAAUAAUAUACUUUAAUUUUUAAUUAUAGCUUAUUAUUUAACAACCAGCUCACAAAAUUCUUGAAAAUUUAACAAGCCACUCUCACACACAGUAUGAGCACGUUCGAGUAUACCGCUGCUUGAAAUAAUUUAAAGACUCAUUGGAAGUAUCAGAUUCAGAUUUAAAUGAUGCUUGUUAAGCGCUUCUUAUGUGAUGAACGUGGUGCUAAGAAUCUUUGUGUAUAUCUGUAUCAUGUAAUUCUCAUAACUGUAUGAGAUACGUAUAUCAUUGCUCUUUUUUAAAAUAAAAAGCAGGCUUAGCUAAUCUAUUGAAAGUCAGAUAUCUAGAAGUGGCAAAGCUAAGAUUUGAGCCCAAGUCAGUGCUCUUUCUGCUUACCACCUUCUGAAGCUUAAGGUGUAAAUAAGACUAAGGCAGAAAAAGGAUUCUGGCGCUUGAUUCCUCUUUUUUCCUCAAGUUGUUUAGCCCGCUUCCACAUGAGCUCCACUGUGAACCCAUAAAUCCUGUGCCUCAUUAGACAAAGGGAGUGUCAGUCAUACUAAUUCUUUAGGACAUUACCAUGGUUACUAAACAGAGUCCAGUGCUCCAGCCUGAACAUUCCGGAAGAGGACAAGGCAGAGCUGAGAUGGCUUUCUUCAACUUAUAUCUAUUGGGAUAUCAAAAUUCUUUUCGGAACAAAAAAAAGGACAAAACUGAAGAAACAAAGCAGAAGGAACCAGAGCCCACUAGGCUUCCCCCCAUUAUCUCAGAAGAUGGAAAUUAUUCCGUGCACCAGAAUAGCCACCUAAGAUACCAUGAAGCUGUACGCAAGGUGUCGUUAAAGACAUUCCCCAAUCAGGUCUUCAGAGUCCCUCUGACUGAUGCCCAGAACUUCAGCUUCUGGUGGUCCCAUGGUCCAGGAGAGCGCCCAGAGGAAACCAUGCCAUGGAUCCGGAACCCCCGCCACUGUCUAAUUAAAAGCCCAAUGACCAGGUUAGGCUGGGAAAGGUUGGGGUGGGAAGACCAAGGGAAAUACUACCUCCCCUCACUUAAUCCUUAGAGAUGGUUUCAUCUUUGCUCAGAGUUAGGGAACAGAAGAGGUUUAGUCAUUACCAGGAAAAGCUGGAACCAGAAUCUGGGCCAUGGUGACACUCUCAGGAGUUAAACACUUACCUGUCUUUGUGUGUCCUGUG